AUGGGUGUUAUCAGCCAAGCAAUGGACUUCUAUAACCGCGAACGACCGGGAGUGAUACGGCAGCCUGGGCGGAUGACGGCCAUCAAGACCAUGAAACGACCACGGCAGAGCAAGCCGUCCGCAACCUACUCCGUCGACCCUGUGGAGCUGUCUCGUCGGCUUUCCUUGGUGCUUGAAGAGCAACAGAGGAAUGCGGAACGCCGGAGACGCGCAAGUCUGAAUCCCGACUUUGCGUCCGCGCCACAUGUGUCGGGACAUCAGCAAGAUUGCAUCGCAGCGGAUCUGUCCGUGAGCACGGGGCUUCGUCGUCCAGAAGCGAAAAUCGACACCCACAAGAGGAAACCGGUCCAACAGCCUUCUUCAGAAGAUGUGGCAAAGGAUGACACCCAGCCCAGCCAUCCGUAUGUACCUCGUGAGGCUGCUUUACAAUUUUCUGUCACGACAACGGCCAUCAGCAUGAGGGAAGGCACCGGAACUACCGGCCUUGUCCGCAGGCUAUCCAGGAGUGCGCUCAAGCUCCACCUCAGCAGAGACGAGCAGCAGAAAGCUUCCAACGGGCGAAAAUCGGAAUCAAAUCAAGUUCAUGGGGGUCGCAUAGCGGAAGAGGUAGAGGGUCAUCCGAGUGGCAAGAGUGAUCAGCAAGAGGAAAACAAGCGCGGCAGCAAAGGCCUUUAUCCGGAAAGGAAGUCUGAGGACCCUAAUGUCCGCGACUCGCAAGUCGUACCAGAUUCUCUCGACCACCACGGCGGCACUACGCCGCCACCACCUCCGGUCAAGCCUCUGCACAUCUCCAUCGCCAACGAGCACCGUGUAGAUUGGACGCAGAGUGACGAAGUCAAAAAGAACAAGCUGUCGCCCCUUUUAAGACGGCCCGUAUCCACCUGGACGUUGCGAGGUCGACUGGUUGGCAAGGAAAAGGGAUCGUUCUCCAACGAAGUCGGUCCAGAAUCACCCGAGCUGAAGUCGCCCAAGUAUGGAUUCUUUGCUAGAUUCAGGCGUUAG
Pyricularia pennisetigena is the source of this 1002-nucleotide messenger RNA. RefSeq lists its product as uncharacterized. NCBI's taxonomy places the organism in Eukaryota, Fungi, Ascomycota, Sordariomycetes, Magnaporthales, Pyriculariaceae. The record is from RefSeq and is a predicted model, not a curated record. Bases 1 to 1002 code for a protein of 333 amino acids. The transcript has a single exon.